UUAUUUGCCCCGGCAGUUUCGCUCCCUUCGGAUGGAUGAGGUGGAGUCCAGCGUCCAGAGGACCGGUGCGGGAGCGGCGGGUGCUUGUGCACCGCGCAUAAUGAGCGGUGCUUGUGCGUCACGGUGCGCUCCGGACUCUCCUCCCUGCCUGUCAGAUGUUCAGAUGCUCAGCAUGUGAUGCUCCGUCCGUCCUCAGAGUCCCGUGAGCGCUCGGUCUGGACCAAACACUCACCCAACCUGCUCCGUGGAUGUGCUCCUUCACUCUGCGCGCAUCGUCCGACAUCGUUUUAACCGGAGGACAACGCUGCAAAAAUACCCACGAAUUGGAACCAAGUACUGGACCCUUCAGGCUCUUCCUCAUCUCUUCAUCCAUUCAUCUCUUCUCCCCACUCCAGUAAUUUCUCUCCUCCUCUCAGUCUCUACCUCUCUGUCCUCCUUUUCUUCUUUUUCUCUGUGUUCAUCCCCUGACCCCUUCCCAAACCCCCCCAGCCUCCCUGAUGCCUAAGACCAGCAAGGUGGUGCAACGCGAGCAGAGCCAUGAGCACGUCACGGAGUCGGUGGCCGACCUGCUCGCCCACGAGGAGCCUCUCGAUUACAAGAGCAGCUCCCUGAACGUGGGAGCAGCCGCAGGGAAGAAGAUCCCUCAGAUAGAAGUUCCCGAGAACGACGGCCGGCCGGCGUGGAACAGCAAGCUGCAGUACAUCCUGGCCCAGGUGGGCUUCUCCGUGGGGCUCGGAAACGUCUGGCGAUUCCCGUACCUCUGCCAAAAGAACGGAGGAGGUGCAUAUUUGGUCCCUUAUUUCAUCCUCCUCCUCAUUAUCGGCAUCCCGCUCUUCUUCUUGGAGCUGGCUGUGGGUCAGAAGAUAAGACGUGGGAGCAUCGGAGUCUGGAACUACGUCUGUCCUCGUCUCGGUGGGAUUGGGAUGUCAAGUCUGUUGGUUUGUGGUUUUGUAGGUCUCUACUACAACGUCAUCAUUGGUUGGAGCAUCUUCUACUUUUUCCAGUCCUUCCAGUACCCUCUGCCAUGGAGCGACUGUCCGAUUAGAAAGAAUGGGACAAUAGCCAUUGUGGAGCCAGAGUGUGACAAAAGCUCAGCCACUACAUAUUUCUGGUACCGGCAGACUCUGAACACGACCAGCACCAUCGCGGAGAGCGGCGGCCUCAACGUCAAAAUGACCUUGUCUCUGCUGGUGGCCUGGAUAAUUGUCUGCCUUGCUGUCAUUAAAGGAAUCGCCUCUUCUGGGAAGGUGAUGUACUUCAGUUCUCUUUUCCCUUACGUGGUGCUCUUCUGCUUCCUGGUCAGAGGCUUGAUGCUCAAAGGAUCAGUAGAUGGGAUCGCUCAUAUGUUUACUCCAAAGCUGGAGAAGAUGCUGGAGCCGCAGAUUUGGAGGGAAGCGGCCACUCAGGUGUUCUUUGCUCUGGGUUUGGGGUUCGGAGGCGUCAUAGCUUUCUCCAGUUACAACAAAAUGGACAACAACUGCCACUUCGACGCCGUCCUCGUCUCCUUCAUUAACUUCUUCACCUCAAUUCUGGCCACGCUGGUGGUGUUCGCCGUGCUGGGCUUCAAGGCCAACAUCAUGAAUGAAAAAUGCGUGGCAGAAAAUGGAGAAAAGAUCCUGGGAUACCUCAACUCCAACGUCCUGAGUCACGAUCUCAUUCCUCCUCACGUGAACUUUUCCCAUCUCACCCCAUCAGACUACGCUGACGUGUACAGCAUCAUCAAGACGGUAAAGGAGGACGGCUUUGCCAAGCUGGGUCUGGAGCCCUGUCUCCUGGAGGACGAACUCAACAAGGCGAUUCAGGGCACCGGCCUGGCCUUCAUCGCCUUCACGGAGGCCAUGACCCAUUUCCCAGCAUCCCCUUUCUGGUCUGUAAUGUUCUUUUUCAUGCUAAUCAACCUUGGCUUGGGCAGCAUGAUUGGCACCAUGACUGGCAUCACCACACCCGUCCUUGAUGCCUACAAAGUUCAGAAAGAGCUUUUCACAGUGGGCUGCUGCAUUGUGGCCUUCCUCUGUGGGCUAUUGUUUGUUCAGCGUUCAGGAAAUUAUUUUGUCACCAUGUUUGAUGAUUACUCAGCCGGUUUGCCCCUCACUGUUGUCGUGAUCCUGGAAAAUGUCUCGGUCGCUUGGAUUUACGGCACUAAACGCUUCAUGCAAGACCUGGAGGACAUGCUGGGUUUUCGACCGUCUAUCAUCUACUUCUACCUGUGGAAGUACGUCUCUCCUCUGUGUCUCAUCGUCCUCAUCUCAGCCUCGGUCAUAGAGAUGGCCAUCAGCCCACCUGGAUACAACGCCUGGGUCCAAGACCUGGCUCAGGAACGUUUCCAAAGCUACCCUCCUUGGGCUCUGGCCAUGUGCUUCGCUCUCAUCAUAGUGGCCAUGCUUCCUCUCCCAAUCGUCUUCAUCGCACGCCACUUCAACCUGAUGUCAGACGGCUCCAACAAGCUGUCUGUCUCCUACCGUAAAACCAUAAUGAAAGACAUCUCCAACCUGGAGGAGCAGGACGAGGCCAGGUUCAUCCUCGGUGCCAAGCCCGGCGACACGGCGUUGUCAGGUGUAGCCCGCAAACCCUACGUGACUCCUGCAGGGAACAAAUCUGUGGAUCCCAACUCUCUGUCUCCAAAUGUCUGCUACGGUACAAGCUACCAAAACGCUGCGAUAAGUCCCACGACGCCAACAACGCCGCCGACACCUCUCACACCAGAGUCAGACUCUUGACUUUCCUCUGACUAAAACCAAUCCGACAUGCAGUUUAGUUUCCAGCCUUUUACAUGGACAGCACAGGAAAUUUAAAUUUUCUGUAGCGUAGACGCUUCAAAACACAGUUUCUUUUGCUUUUCUUGAUCAGAUUGAAGCCACACACUGGAUAAAACAAGGUAUUGUUAGUCCAAUAUGCAGUGAGUCUGAAAUGAACACACACAAAAGACAUCUAAAAAAAACUACAUUUAGUUUUCUGAAUGUGUUUGUGUGAUAUUUAUAUAAGGCUGCUGUAAAGAUGUACAAAUCUGUUUCAUUCAGACCCAAAGUUUAAAAUCCUCCAGGAUUUUAUGUAGCGAUCUUUGUUCAGUCAGUCUGUAGAUAUCGAUGCACAGUUAGUUAGAGAAGCCUGUACAUUUUACUAUGUGGAGAUUAAAGCACCUCCAUCACACACAGACACGUUUCACGUUACGUAGAAGUUAAUCGUUUUAGAUUCUCCACCAAAGAGUAAAAACAACAAAACACUUGAAUUCAGGCCAGGAAUGUGAGACUCACAUGUGUUGAGUUGGAGUAAAAGUUUAUUUUAUGAAUUUUAUUUUGUACUCAUGAGACUGGAACACAAACCCGUAUGGUACGUUUUAUAUGUGUGGAAGACACGACAUCUUCCUGCUAAUUUAAAGCUAAUCUGAAGUCGAAUCUGUUUGAUUGAUGCUACAAAAGCACACGUGUAUUUUUACAAUUUAUGUCCACAAGUAAAUCGCUGGUUGUAAUUGUCUUAUCUGUAAAGAGAUGCACAAAUCAAAAUGUAUUUCUAUAACUAAUAACAUUUUCCUCUCCACUUCCUGGCAUCCCUGGUAAAAAUGUGUGAAAAGCUACAAAAUGUUUAAAUCUUCAUUGUAGCUGCUUGAUUUUACUAAAACAAAAAAAAAUCUUUCAGAAAAUAAUUUUUCAGUUCCUGUAAACUUAUUCAGUGUGUGCAGAAACAUUUCCACUAGAAAAUCAUUAUUUUUAAUAAAAUCAUGUGUGCUGUCGUUAUUGGCAAUUUAUGGCGAUAGAUAUAUUGAUAUACUAAAGUGUCUAAAAACUUUAAUUUCAACGUAAAUUUGACUUGACACAGAAGUGUUGUGAUUUGUAGUUGGACCCAAAUGCAAACCUCAAAGUGGCAGUAUCACAGUGAUGGUUAUAGAGUUAAUUAAAAUGAUUGUUACAGUGUGUUUCAGAGGUUGCCAAGUCUCCAUAACAGCUGUUUAUCUUAAGGCGUUAGUACCCAUGUUUUCCAGGCAUGCCAGUAUCUGUGGAGGGUCCUGUACGUCCCAAACAGCACAGAGGCCGAAUGUGAAAAGAAAAAUAAAAGCACAAAUCAUAAUGAACAAUAUUGACAAAACUGGACCAAAAGUCAGAGGAACCUGCAAUGUUAAAGCCCAAAUAACAUUAAGCUGUCAGCUAAUAGUUUGAACAGCAGACAGUUCAGCUGCACAACCAUUACAAGCACCAACAUGCAGAUUUCUGUAUAUUGUAGAAUACUAAACCUGUUUAGUAAAAUUAAAUAUAGGUACAGUUGUGACCAUUAUACUGAUGUUAAAAUUUUUAAUUUUUUCUACACAGAUAUAAAUUAAUUGUUAAAAUAAAGCACAUCUUAGUUCAUGUUGCAUAUUUAUUUAUUUUUCUAUUGCAAUAUUCAAAGCACAGGUGUUAAAUUAUAAAUGGACUAUUUAUUUUAUUAUGCUGUAUAUUUGCUGUUAUAUUUGAGCGUCGAUGAACAGAGAUGAGAACAUAGAAUAUAUAUUUUCAUUUUGUUUGAGGCUUCUGUGUGUUUAAGCAUUUGUCCGUGUCAUUUUUGGUGUUGCUUGUUGUUAUUAGCUCUGGAAAUGCUGCUGGAUGUUAACGCUGUUGAGGUUUCGUCACGUACGGUGGGCCGUGUGAGCCACCGAUAUUCACCACUCACCCGCUGGGUUUCAGCCACACAAGCAGUCAAAUAGUCUAAAAAAAAAUUGAAGUCAUUUCUGAAUUUUAACUCGAUUAACUCAGUAGCGAAGAAGCCUUUGGAGUAGAAGAAUAAUAGGAGUGAGGAAAACAUGUUGGUAGGUGUUUCUGUAAACUUCUUGAAGCUUAAGCUGCCUGAAUUUACAAUUAUAUAAACAAAUAGAUUAUUUUUUUAUGUUGCUGUCAAACAAAUUCAAGAUGAGCAUAGAUUAAUUAACUUGAAAGAAGUACAAAUAUGUAUGCAUCUAGUGUGCAAAUUAGCCAAAUUAGACCUAAUGGCCAGAGCUUAGAUUAGACCAAUAGAUGACAGCACAGGACAUUUGAUAUUAACUGCAUUACUAUUAUUAUUUCCUCUUUUUCUUUAAGUGACUUUGGAGAAAACUGCCUGCCAAAUUCAUAAACGUACAUAUAAUACCACACUAUGCAAACUCUUUACUGUUUGCAGUAAAGAGUUUGCAUUCAGACUAAUUUGGCAAAAAGAGACAAAUAAAAAAACGGCAUCAAGGAAACUAAAGUAGUUGGUCAUGAUGGAGCAGGACACUGUGAAUUCCUCCUCAGUUAUCUCAGUGUACAAGCACCAUCCAGGUCAGGUGCUGUCGAUGUCACACACAUUUUCACCAGGUGUGAUUCAAUACACCGCCAUGGUUAGACAGGAAACUGUUCUGUUGUUGUUCUGUCCUCCUUAAAAAUCCACAUCGACUGCUCUUUUAUGACACUCAGCGGCUCUUCGGAGUAUUGCAUGUCGGGUCUUUACCACUUUGCUCCAUAUUCAAUGUCUCUCUUUAGCCUGUCACAAAUCUUUCUGAUCAGCCUUAUUGUUUUCAUUCAGCUUCAAAGUGAAUCGACGCCUUCAAAAGGAAGAUCUUUUUUUUUUUUAAUUCGAAGUUAUUCUCUAUUGUCUCAAUUCAGUAUCUUAGGUAAUGUUGUUUUCCAAAACUAAUCAGAGUAAGAGUAACAGCAGCAGUCUCAUUUGUCAGAAAUGUUUUAUGAUCAAUCUCAUGUGACUGCUGGCGCGGCUGUAAACCCUGCGUUUGUUUUUGUGUGUAGUUUUACUUCCCAUGAGUCAGAUUCCUCCUGCUGUGUGUGUGUGUGUGUGUGUGUGUGUGUGUGUGUGUGUGUGUGUGUGUGUGUGUCAUGUAAGCAUCCAAAUCACCAAACUAUUUUGAAGGUUUUUAUUCAUGUGAAGUGUAGCAACGUCUUAACAAGUGACAAAGAAGUACAAAUGAAUGUGACUGAUGCACUUUGUUCACCAGAAAGCAAAUAAAGAUGGUGUUUAUUUUAUUUUAUUAACUAUAGCGGUAAAUUUAAGGUCAGUGUAAAAGCAAUAUCUUGUCAUUUUAACAGUACAUCAACUGUGGCUGAAAGGACACACUGUAAGAAAUUAAGACUUGAAUGCGUGUGUGUAUAUAUUUAUAAAUGUGUGUGUUUGUGUAGAGUUAGACUGGUGUGUGCAGGGGCUUACUGGGCUCACACUUCAGGUGUUAUCUGUACUGGAGACACUUUAGAAACAUCCCUUUACAGACUCUCUUUGUUUCUCCUCAGUCGUGUGGACGAAUGAUUCACAAGUGGUGUAAAACUUAUUAACAUAGCUAUACAAAAUGUAAAUAAAGAGUAAACGUAC
Molecule: messenger RNA, 6300 nt
Organism: Poeciliopsis prolifica (blackstripe livebearer)
Lineage: Eukaryota; Metazoa; Chordata; Actinopteri; Cyprinodontiformes; Poeciliidae
Product: sodium-dependent neutral amino acid transporter SLC6A17-like
Exons: 12
Coding region: 498-2717 (739 amino acids)
Biological process (GO): alanine transport; sodium ion transmembrane transport; proline transport
Cellular component (GO): synaptic vesicle; plasma membrane
Source: RefSeq, a predicted model, not a curated record